This is a messenger RNA of Condylura cristata (star-nosed mole), 4069 nucleotides long. It is a transcript of the gene ATG14, whose product is annotated as autophagy related 14. Gene Ontology annotation, cellular component: extrinsic component of phagophore assembly site membrane; mitochondria-associated endoplasmic reticulum membrane contact site; autophagosome. The record is from RefSeq and is a predicted model, not a curated record. The transcript has 10 exons. Gene Ontology annotation, biological process: mitophagy; cellular response to starvation; autophagosome assembly. NCBI's taxonomy places the organism in Eukaryota, Metazoa, Chordata, Mammalia, Eulipotyphla, Talpidae. Bases 22 to 1500 code for a protein of 492 amino acids.
UGGCUCUGAUCUCAAGCUAUCAUGGCGUCUCCCAGUGGGAAAGGAGUCCGGGCGCCGGGGGCUCCUGGCUGCGGGCCCCGGCCGCUUGCCCGGGACCUUGUGGACUCGGUGGACGACGCAGAGGGGCUGUACGUGGCGGUCGAGCGAUGUCCGCUGUGCAACACCACCCGCCGGCGGCUGACCUGCGCCAAGUGCGUCCAGAGCGGCGAUUUUGUCUACUUCGACGGCCGCGAUCGUGAGAGGUUUAAAGAUAAGAAGGAAAGAUUAAACCAACUUAAGAGCAAGCAAGAAGAAUUUCAGAAAGAAGUAUUAAAAGCUAUGGAAGGAAAAUGGAUAACAGAUCAAUUGAGAUGGAAAAUAAUGUCCUGCAAGAUGAGGAUUGAACAGUUGAAACAAACUAUAUGUAAAGGAAAUGAAGAAAUGAAGAAAAAUUCUGAAGGUCUUCUCAAAACCAAGGAAAAGAAUCAGAAACUUUACACUCGAGCACAACGACAUCAAGAGAAAAAGGAGAAGAUUCAGAGGCACAAUCGCAGACUUGGUGAUAUGGUAGAAAAAAAAACUAUUGACUUAAAAAGUCAUUAUGAACGUCUGGCAAAUCUUCGGCGAUCUCAUAUAUUAGAACUCACUUCUGUCAUUUUUCCUAUUGAGGAAGUAAAGACUGGUAUGAGAGAUCCUGCAGAUGUGUCUUCAGAGAGUGACAGCGCCAUGAGCUCCAGCACCGUAAGCAAGCUUGCUGAAGCCAGGAGGACAACCUACCUGUCCGGGAGAUGGGUCUGUGACGACCACAACGGGGACACCAGCAUCAGCAUCACCGGGACCUGGAUGAGCCUUCCCAACAACGGGGACUACUCUGCCUACUACAAUUGGGUGGAAGAGAAGAAAACAAAUCAGGGGCCUGACAUGGAGCAUAAUAACCCCGCCUACACGAUCAGUGCUGCCUUGUGCUACGCCACUCAGCUUGUCAACAUUUUGUCCCAUAUACUCGACAUAAAUCUUCCUAAAAAGCUGUGCAACAGUGAAUUUUGUGGAGAAAAUCUCAGCAGACAGAAAUUUACUCGCGCAGUGAAGAAACUGAACACAAAUAUUCUCUAUCUUUGCUUUUCUCAGCAUGUAAAUUUAGAUCAGUUACAACCACUGCAUACCCUCAGGAAUCUCAUGUACCUAGUCAGCCCGAACUCUGAGCACCUGGGCAGGUCGGGACCCUUUGAAGUGCGUGCAGACCUAGAGGAGUCCAUGGAAUUUGUGGAUACCGGUGUCGCUGGAGAAUCAGAUGAGAGUGGAGACGAGCACAUAAGUGAUGAGGAAACUGACCUGGGCAUGGACUGGGAGAACUUGCCGAGCCCCCGCUUUUGUGAUAUCCCCUCCCAGCCUGUGGAAGUGACCCAGAGCCAGAGUAGCCAGGCGUCCCCACCCAUCGCCAGCAGCAGUGCCGGAGGCAUGAUCUCCUCCGCUGCAUACUCAGUGACCUCCUGGUUUAAAGCUUACACUGGACACCGUUAACGGAGCAUAGACCCAAACGCGCCACAUUUGUAUCAAGAAAGUUCUGCUUGCUCCAGUAAACUCUAGGUGUUUAGUUUCAUUAGUGCCUGGAACAAAGAGAGCUUAAACUUCUGUUUUUCUGUAGGGAGACAAGUGUUUCUGUCAGAGGGCUAAGGGUGGUGUCUGACAUCCUUAUGAUAGAACAGCUUGGUUCUUCUCCCCAAGCCUGUUGGUGGAAGGAGGACAUAGGCAUACAUCCACUUCUGUUGAGGCAGAAAUUCCUCCGAGCUCCCUCUGCUCACAGGCCACAGGCCCCGCAGACACGGGCUUACUUGUUGGUCCUUGUGAUACUGUUCCUGAACGUGUUGGCUUUAGAGGUUGAAUCACAGGAAAGUGAUUCUUGAUUAGCCUUGAAAGAUAAAAAAUUUGAGUUUGUUUUUUGCCAUCUCUUUUUGUACAGAGACACAGCAGGAAAUUUGAAGUACUGGUUUCUUUAUGAUUUGGUUAUAUUUGAUUUUUAGGUAAAGGAUUUUGUUUUUUUUGGAAGUGGUGGCAUUUUGGGGGGAAGGGUUAGUUUAGAAACUAUUCAUCUGUGCUGCUCUGUUGUAGCUUGUCAGGCAUUCCUGUUUUUCUUUCUACCCACACACCAAAGAAACCAAGAUCGUUUUUUCUGUAGGACCCAUAUCCAUGAGCAGAAGAAAUCCUCGCUGCAAUAAUGUCCUAGAGAAUUUUGAACCAUUUUCUUAUAUUCUGAGGGCACUUAAGUUCAUUCUUACACCUACAUUUUUGAAUUCUUGUCUUCUGUACAUUUUGAAGUUGAACUUACUUUAUGAGUGAAAAUUAAGUCAUUGAGGUUGUUCAUUUGUAAGCUAAAUGCCUCCUUGGGCACACGGUACCGGCACCCUUGCUGAGGAGUCUCUGGUCAUGCUUCCUGUGUAUGGUUUUCCCUUAGGGAAACUAUCCUACUGGUUUCUUCCCUGGAGGUCUUGGUUGCUCUAAGGACACUACUUUCACUCAGAAAUGCAGAGCAGUCAUUACAGCUGACACUACUCUUUAUUUAUCCUGGGGAAACUCGGGAUUUCCCUCACCCAGCUCAUUUUCAGCUAGUGUGUGUCAUUCUCUUGACGACAAUCUUACAAGAAAACUGUAGAGAGGCAUUAUGUACAAAUAUGUAAGUAGAUUUUUAUUUUUAUUACCUACAAAAACAAAAAAGCCCUAUGUUAACAACUACAAAAAGAAAUCCUAUGAAAAUUUCCUAACAGGUAUUAUUACCAUAUCUUGUUAGUGUGAUUAGCAUGAUAGUACCUCAGAUAAAUCAUUUGGAGGUAAGUCCCUUAGCUUCUUUUCUCACUGUAAUUGCUAUCGUUGAUAAUUUGCCUCCAAGUCCGAGGUGCUAUAUUGCUUUGCUAUUGAUACAUGUAGUGUUUGGUAGACUUUUGGGUAGAGCUGCAAAGGGUGUGUAUUCCUAUAUAGGAGUCCCAAGUUUCUUGACUCUAUGAAUUUUCCACAAAGGGAGGAAAACAGUAUUUCUCCACAUGGGUUCUUAUACAACUGUUAUCUGUUUUAAGUACUCAGCUUCCUGAUGUCUGGGCUGGUGUUUUACCUCCCAAGUCUGCAUUCAAAGAAUGGGUGUAUGUACUGGACUUGAACAAAUACCAAACAAACUUAAAAUCCUAUGAGGUAAGAGUUACCCAAACACUUCAAACUAAUCUCAAGAGUUCGAAGUCUGGGAUUUGGAGCUUAGAGGUAGAGAUUGACUUCAGCAGAGAGGCACAAUAGUUGUGGUUUUUUUCCAAGUAAGCCACUUAGGAGACCAUGAAUAUGCGAUGAAGUUUAGAAUCCAGAGAUCACAAACUCCUAUCAAGAGUAACUCAACACAAUUUACAAAGAUAGGGGAAACUUAGGGUGUAAUAGGGUAUAUUUUGUUGUUAUUGAUAUCAACUAGAGGCACUUUACUUAGGGUAAAUGGUCAAACCCUUUAGUGAUUUUGAACACCAACAUACUGGCUUACACUGCUGAGAUGUUUUGGUUUUCAUUAUUUUGCACUGGAUCCACCAUGUAAAUAUUCUUAAAAUAUACAUUUCAACCACUGUUUUUUCUACUCUUUGCUGCUCAUUAAAUCUUUCAUGUAGGUGCCAGAACUUUAUGUAAACAGCUUUUUAAAUUGAAACUGGUACUUUUUUAAACAAAAAGCCAUAGAAUUUGCUCAUGUUUUCCAUAUUAAAAUGAUCUGUUGAAACAAGGUAAUACUAAAAAUUCACAGGCACCAAAUAGGCUGCUUAGAAUGGUCUUCUAAAGACUUUUUGUAAUGGAAUAUGUUUUGCACAUCUGUAAGUUAGGGGGUAAACAGUCUGCGUUGGGUGGAGUGCACAGGAGUCAUUCAAGGUGUAGGUCACUAGCAAAGUGGGUUUGGGGCACGCCGUUCAGUAUGAGUGUCCCAGACACUGCUCACAGUGUCAUGUUGCAGGAAUUUCCCAUUGCUCUGCGACUUCCAAACUAAUUUGAGUCAUUCAAAUGUUUUCUAAACUUUUAUUGUAUUAUUGCAAUAAAUCUUUUAACAGUACUUUGUUAAUACAUAUGUAUGUCUUUU